Molecule: messenger RNA, 3320 nt
Organism: Cornus florida
Lineage: Eukaryota; Viridiplantae; Streptophyta; Magnoliopsida; Cornales; Cornaceae
Product: multiple C2 domain and transmembrane region protein 14
Exons: 1
Coding region: 219-3194 (991 amino acids)
Source: RefSeq, a predicted model, not a curated record
CUUACGUGUUACAGCUGACGUGCCAUAGGCUCCUCCUUCCUCUUUAAAAAGCCUCUAUUCCCCUUCUCUCUCAACAUUUUCACUCUCUUUCUACACCAACGCUAACAGAGAGAGCUAUAGCACUCACCAAAAAGCAAAUAAGAACUCUUUCUCUCUAAAAUUUUCGAUCUCAUUCUACUUUCUCUCUCUAACUGAACUCUUUUGAUUGGGAGUGAAAAAUGGCGGAGAGUUCCUGUAGAAAGCUCAUCGUUGAAAUAUGUAACGCAAAGAAUUUAAUGCCGAAGGACGGACAAGGAACGGCAAGCGCUUACGUGAUUGUUGAUUUUGAUGGUCAGAGGCGUCGAACAAAGACGAAAUUUAAAGAUCUGAAUCCAGAAUGGGACGAGAAGCUGGAGUUUCUGGUUCAAGAUUCGGAGUCUAUGGCCUCUGAAACUCUUGAAAUCAAUGUAUACAAUGACAAGAAGACUGGCAAAAGAAGUACUUUCCUCGGUAAAGUCAAGGUUGCCGGAAGUACUUUUGUGCAAUCUGGAUCAGAGACGCUUGUUUACUAUCCUCUGGAGAAAAGGAGUGUUUUCUCGCAGAUCAAAGGCGAGAUCGGUCUGAAGAUCUGCUAUGUAGACGAAACUCCUGCGGCGGCGGAAGAGGCAGCAACGCAGGAGGAAGCUCCACCGCCGCCCGCUGAGGAGGAGAAGCUGCCGGAGAAGGAAGAAGAUAAGAAAGCAGGGCAAGGAGACGAAAAGAAAGAUCCGGAAGAGAAGAAAGAAGAAGAAAAGCCGGCGGAGGAAGCCAAAAAAGAAGAGAAACCGAAUGAGAAUCCAAAACCAGAGGAGACUUCAGUGGUGGCAUCACCGCCGUCGGGGGAGGUGGAGAAUCCUCCGAUCGCUCAAGCGGAGAAGCAAAAACAGCAGGAGAAGGCGAUGAUCUCGAAAGUGAAUGAACACCUGGAACUUCGAUCUCUCUCCGGCGAUCGAAGCCGUAGCGCGUACGAUCUUGUUGAUCGUAUGCCGUUUCUCUACGUCCGCGUUGCCAAGGCCAAAAUAGCUAAUCCGGAGGCUGAUACGUCCGUCUACGCGAAGCUCGUGAUUGGAACUCACAGUAUCAAAACGACGAGUCAAAUUGAUAAAGAUUGGGACCAAGUGUUUGCCUUUGACAAAGAAGGCCUCAACUCUACCUCCUUGGAGGUGUCCGUUUGGGUUGAGAAGAAAGGUACGGAUAAUUCUACAGAGACAUCUUUAGGUACUGUUUCAUUUGAUUUGCAGGAAGUACCCAAGCGAGUACCACCGGACAGUCCUCUCGCUCCACAAUGGUACACCAUUGAAGGUUCGCCAGAAAAUUCGCCGGGAACUGACGUCAUGCUCGCCGUUUGGAUUGGUACUCAGGCGGACGAGGCCUUUCAGGAGGCCUGGCAGUCGGAUUCCGGCGGGUUGGUUCGGGAGACCCGAGCCAAGGUUUAUCUCUCUCCGAAGCUGUGGUAUUUGAGACUAACGGUCAUCCAAACCCAAGAUCUACAACUAGGCUCGGGUUCCGAGCCUCCUAAGGUGAAGAUCCCCGAGCUGUACGUUAAGGCUCAGCUCGGCGCACAGCUUUUCAAGACAGGUCGAACAACGGUUGGCUGCUCCACUCUGUCCUCCAAUCCUACGUGGAAUGAAGACCUUAUUUUCGUAGCAGCGGAGCCAUUUGAGCCGUUUUUGGUAAUAACUGUGGAGGAUGUUUCAAAUGGGCAAUCAGUGGGCCAUGCUAAGGUCCACGUGGCGAGCAUUGAUAAGAAAACAGAUGACGGAUCAGAGCCAAGAUCCAGAUGGUUUAAUUUGGUUGGUGAUGAGAAAAAACCUUACGGGGGAAGGAUACACGUGGGAGUGUGUUUGGAAGGAGGCUAUCACGUGCUUGAUGAGGCUGCUCACGUGACCAGCGAUGUUCGAGCAACAGCAAAACAGUUGUCCAACGCUCCGAUUGGAUUGCUGGAAGUGGGCAUUCGUGGGGCUUCUAAUCUGCUUCCGGUGAAGACCAAAGACGGUACGCGAGGGACCAUAGACGCCUAUGUCGUCGCGAAGUAUGGGCCCAAGUGGGUCCGGACUCGUACAAUCCUUGAUCGAUUUAAUCCACGGUGGAACGAGCAAUACACAUGGGAUGUAUACGAUCCUUGUACUGUACUCACGAUAGGCGUGUUUGAUAACGGAAGGUACAAGCGCGAUGAAGCUGGGAAGCCAGGCAAAGACAUGAGGAUUGGCAAGAUACGUGUACGGCUGUCAACGCUGGAAACCAAUCGGGUGUACAUGGGUUCAUAUUCGCUUACGGUGUUGCUUCCCGGUGGGGCCAAGAAGAUGGGUGAGAUAGAGAUUGCGGUGAGAUUCUCAUGCUCAUCGUGGCUCAGUCUCGUCCAGGCGUACGCUAGCCCCAUGCUGCCUAGGAUGCAUUAUGUGCGCCCUAUGGGUCCGGCGCAGCAAGAUAUCCUGCGCCACACCGCAAUGCGGAUUGUGACGGCUCGGCUCGCCCGGUCCGAACCUGCUUUGGGUCAAGAAGUGGUUCAGUUUAUGUUGGAUUCCGACACGCAUAUGUGGAGCAUGAGGCGAAGCAAGGCCAAUUGGUUCCGAGUUGUUGGGUGCUUGUCGAAAGCAGCCACUUUUGCACGGUGGCUCGAUGGAAUUCGCACCUGGGUGCACCCACCCACCACUGUCCUAGUCCACGUGUUGCUCGUGGCUAUUGUGUUAUGCCCACACCUGGUCUUGCCCACUAUUUUCAUGUACGCAUUCUUAAUCGUAGCGUUGAGAUUUCGAUACCGCCAGAGGGUCCCAUUCACCAUGGAUCAAAGACUGUCAUACGUUGAAGUUGUGGGACCGGAUGAGCUUGAUGAAGAAUUUGAUGGGUUUCCAACCACGAGAUCAGUGGAACAGAUCCGAAUCCGUUAUGAUCGGUUACGAGCACUGGCGGGUCGGGCUCAGACGCUCUUAGGUGAUGUGGCAGCACAAGGAGAGCGUUUGGAAGCUUUGUUUAACUGGAGGGACCCACGUGCAACUGGGAUAUUUGUCGUGGUCUGCUUGCUGGCUUCGUUGAUAUUCUAUGUGGUGCCAUUCAAGGCAUUUGUGUUGGGGUCAGGGUUUUAUUACCUGCGACACCCGAGGUUUCGCGACGACAUGCCGUCAGUUCCCUUCAACUUUUUCCGUCGACUUCCGUCUUAUUCCGAUCAGAUUCUGUAGUAUUUUUUGUAUUUUUGUUUUUGUUUUUGUUUUUAUUGGGACAGCGAGUGUGGUGCACUCUCUCCGUGAAGUAGUAGGUUGUGGUGUUUGUUAAAUGAGAAAUUACAUUAUUUUAUUAAUUUAUCA